GAAGAAGCGUCGCCAUUUUAAGUGAAUGAGUUUCAUUUCACAUCGCAACUGUAGGACGGAGAACCUCAGGAACGUUUUCAACCUGUUUCUCUUUUAUACUGUUAGUGGGAAUUGACUGCUAUGAACUGAAUCUCUUCCUAGAGCCAAUCAACAAGUAGCUCAAAGUCAAGUAACGCAUAAGACAGUUGAUUUUUUGCACUGAAUGUAGAACGUUAGAGGAAAUGGCUGUGGAAAGCAUGACUGUCCAUCCAAACUCCCCAACAGCCAACCACGAACACAACAGUCUUCUCACUGACGAAAGGCAAGAAGAUGGGGAACUGGAAGAAGGUGAGCUGGAGGAUGACGGCGGAGAGGCAGAGAUGCCCAGUGGUGAGGGAGCUGAUCCCCAGGAUAAACCUCGCCGAAGCAAGGAGCACCAUGCCAGUGAAUCAGAUGAUGAAAAGUCUCAUCGGCGGAGGAGAAAGAGAAAGAGGGAGAGAGAGCGUGAAAAAGAAAAAAGGAGGGCCAAGAAAAAGCGUAAAUCUAAGCACAAGCGUCACGCAUCCUCCAGCGAUGACCACUCAGACUACAGUGACGAAUCAGAUUACAGCCCCAGUGAAAAGAGAAAAUACAGGGAAUACAGCCCUCAGUAUCCUCCCACUUCUCAAGGCGGUUACCCUCCUGCUCCCUCUGGUCAUGGAGGCCCCAUGCCAAAGAAAGGUGGCUAUAUGAAGAUGGACAAGCAGGGUUAUGGUGGCUAUGAUGACUAUGAGGAGGAAACAUAUGAAGGAGAAGAGGAUGAGGACAUGGGUGAGGAUGACUUUGAUGAUUUCACCAAGGAACUAAACCAGUACCGCAAGGCCAAAGAGGUCGGAGGUGGUCCACGUGGCAGAGGUGGCAAAAACCGCAUGAAGAACCACAGAGGUCGAGGCAGAGGAGCAAUGAGGGGACGUGGUGGGAGAGGAGGAGGCAGAGGGAGAGGACGGGGCAAAAUGGGAGGAGAGAAUGAUGAUGGUGAUGGCAUGUACGAUGAGAUGGAGUAUGGAGAUGAUGACUUUGACAACAUGGGAGACGAUGACUAUGAUGACUACUCAAAAGAGCUAAAUCAGUACAGGAAAUCAAAGGACAGAGGGCGGGGUGAGUUCUACUCGAAUAAUAGAUGUGGAAAAGGUGCGCGGGGUCGUGGGAGAGGCAGAGGAGGUCGAGGAAUGAACCGGGGGAGAGGGAGAAAUCGAGGGAGGGGCCGUGGAGGAGACCAAGGUCCCGAUGAAGAUAACAGUGGAGAUAUGGACAUGGGGGAUGGAUCUGGAGGCCCGAGGAGGAAUGAUCAGGAGAAACACGGACCGGACAAGAAGGGGAAAGCCAUCUGUAAAUACUACAUUGAGGGACGCUGUACAUGGGGUGACCACUGUAACUUCAGUCACGACAUUGAGCUGCCAAAGAAGAAAGAACUCUGCAAGUUCUACAUCACUGGCUUCUGUGCACGAGCAGAAAACUGUCCUUACAUGCAUGGUGAUUUCCCUUGCAAGCUGUUCCAUACAACAGGGAACUGUGUGAAUGGUGAGGAGUGUAUGUUCUCCCAUGAGGCCCUAACAGAAGAUACUCAAGAGCUGCUGGAUAAGAUGCUGGCAGAGGAUGCAGAAGCUGGUGCAGAAGAUGAGAAAGAGGUUGAGGAACUUAAAAAGCAAGGCAUUAACCCUCUUCCAAAACCACCCCCUGGUGUUGGUCUUCUCCCAACUCCACCAAGACCUACUCCAGGGGAUUCCUCUGCACCCGGAGACUUUGGAAUACCUGGUGCCCCACAUGGUAAUAUCCCUCCAAGUUGUCCAACAGCUCCAGGCCCUGGUACAGGCCCUGUUCCUGGUCCUGGAGUUGGGCCAUGCCCAGGCCCUCCUCCUCCCUGCCCAGAUGGAAGCACCUUCCAAGGGCCACCAAACCCCAAUGGCGGUCCUCCGCCACCUAUGGGUCCACCACCUGCUUGUGGAGGAAAUGCUGGAAAGAAGAUUCCAUCCUUAUUUGAGAUUGUGGUGAAGCCCACAGGACAGCUUGCACAAAAACUGGGUGUCAGAGGACCAGGUCCUGGCAAUGCUGCUGCAGGACCUCAGGGACCUCCUGCAGGUCCCCCAUGUGCACCUCCGCCUCGCUUUCCUGGGGCCUCACCACCAGGACACAUGGGUCCGGGUGGUCCUCAUGAUAUGCCUCCGAUGGGCCCAUCUAACAUGAAUCAAGGCCCUCCAUCAAUGGGUACAGGACUACCAAUGAUGCAGAACUUUGGCCAGGGAGAUGGACCACCAAACCCGGGCAUGAUGUCUCCAGGUGGUGGAACAUCUGGUAACAACUUUUAUGAUAACUUCUACCAGCAGCAGCAAGUUAUGUCGAUAGAUGGAAGUGGAAGAGAUGGUGACAACUUUCAAGGUGUGGGUGGUGGAAACUUCAAUGAUCAGUCACCUGGGAACCAGAACUCUGGAAGCAUUGAGGUUGCAGCUAAUGUAGGUCCAUCUAAUCAGACUGGUAUAGCAGUGCCAGAUUUCCUGCCCCCAACGCAGCGUGUGCUGUUUAUGAGACUCCAGCAGAAACAACAGGAGGAUGAGGAGAGAGCCAGGAGGCUGGCUGAAGGAGGAGGAACUGAGAGGGAGAAUGAAGGAGAUUCAGCAAACUGGUAUUCCAGUGAAGAUGAGGAUGGUGGUGGCAGUGUCACUUCCAUUCUUAAAACCUUGCGGCAACAAACACAAACCCAAGGCCCUGCCAAGCCGGAUGGAGCUCCCAGUGAUCCUCGUCUACAAAAGUCUCAGGCUGCACAGACACCCAGCCGACCAGCAGAUCCCCGCCUAGCACGAGACCCACGACUAUCCCGCAGCACAGACUCCUCUCAGGCACCUGAAGCCAGUGCUUCAUCCUCUCUAUCUCCUACCCCUUCAGAUCCCCGUCUUGCCCGGCAUGCAGCCGCCCAUGCACCUAAACCCGAGCCCCCACUUGUGUACAAACCCCCGCCAUUGACCGCCCCGGCCAGUAAUGAAGAAGAGGAAGGUGAGAGGAUGCUGAGGGACAAGCCCGUGCCCAUCCCCCUUGAUCCUUUAAUGGGCAUGGCUUUGCGUGAUCCCCGCUCCCAACUACAGCAGUUCAGCCACAUUAAAAAGGAUGUAGUACUACACAAGCCUUCAUUUUCUAAGGCAGUGCUGUGGAGUCCUGAAGACUUAAUUCCUAUUCCCAUUCCUAAACAAGACUUGCUCCCACUGCCCCCUGGCAUCCCUCCAGUUACCGCCAUUGAUCCCCGUUUGUCCCGUACACAGCCACAGCACCAAUCUGUCUCUCUCCCUCCUACUGCUCCUCCUGCUGAGCCGUCAAAUCAGUCCUCCUCUUCCCUACCAGACUUUGAACUGCUCUCCCGAAUCCUCAAAACUGUCAAUGCCUCUUCAUCCAGUCCUUCUCAAGGCGCUUCUACAGGAAUCUCUUCACCUCCGUCCGUCUCUGUCGAGAAGCCUGUUGACCCUCGCAUGGCACGAAAAGCCACUGCGGACCCCCGACUCCAGCCACAAAAAUCUGCCCUAAAGUCCACUUUGGAGGCAUCUGCUCCUCAAGGAUCUCCCCCAGCUGCCUCCCUAUCUCCACCUUCCUCCAGCCCUAGCAUCGCACCCUACGAUCCUCGGCUGUUAUCAGCGGGAGGGUCAGUUCGAGGUGUCGGAGCUGGUGGCGUAGGUAGCGGCAGCAGCAGCAGCAGUAACGUGCUGAGCGGCAUCAGUCUGUACGACCCUCGGACUCAGGGCUCGGACAAAACCGAGGGUUCAGGGACCUCUAGAAACACUAGUCCUCCCCCUGAGCCCAAGUCAAGUGAAAGUACAGCAGCUUCAUCUAAACCCAAGUCUAAAGAGCCCCUGUUUGUGCGCAAGUCUGCGCUGGACCAGCCGGAACCGGAGAAGAGCUCGACGGAGCAGACUACAGAUCGCUACAACAGCUACAACCGCCCUCGACCCAAACCUUCACCUUCACCCAAUGCAGGGACUGCUGCAGGGGCCCCUGCCACAGGCGGUCCAUCCGCAACUGGUCAGGGCCCUGCUGGUUCUACAGAGCAGCCCGCAGGAGUUCACAACCUCCCUGUUUCCACACUGUUCACCAUGGUAAAGCAGGUCAACAAAACAAGUGGCACUGGCAGCCCUCUUGGCCGCAAUAGCCCCGCACAGCCUGACGUGGCUGAACAGGACAAUGGCUCUCUAAAAGAUGUUUUCAAAGGCUUUGACCCCACAGCGUCACCGUUUUGCCAGUGAACUCUUCUAAGCCGCUUUAGGACUUCACAGAUAACCCGAUAUAUAUCAAAAUAUUCACUCUUGCCAGGUUACACACCACAGUAUUCACAUAUAGAUUUCUAUUGGACGGUUGGGAUUGGGAGGGAUUAUAUCUGUACUAGUGAAGAGAAAGAGAAAAAAAUAAAAGGCUAUUUUAAAACCAAAUGAGAAACGUUUAAAUAAAAUGUUCAUUUUAAGGACCUCUAUGCGUGUAUACAUCAAGAAAAACUGAACUACAUUAAUUUUGGCGUCACGAAAGACAAACACUUUCAUCAUCCUAUACUAAACAGGUUCUUUGGAUUAUGACCCAUUACCCUCACCCUAUCAUCCUGCUCGAGUUUGCCGGCUGACUUUUUUGGUCCACCUGGCUUCAGGGAGACUUUAUUUACUGCCACUCUCUUUGCCUCCUGCGGUGGAGCUGAACUAGUUCAUGUUGUUUGCUGGCACUUUUCAUUUGCUUCCCACCAUUGAAUUCAGAUCUUUUAAAAUACAUUUUAGCUAAAUUUCAUCUCUGCUUAGACUAGUUUGCUAAUUUUUCACGUCUGUAUGGAUGCCGCUUAUAUUCCUAUUGCUUCAAAUUCGUGUUUAGUCUAUUGAUACCACUCCACAGAUGAGACCUACCUUUGUAUGUGUUUGUGUCACAUGUGAAAUCAUUUUAAUUUAUUUUUUAUACUUAAGCGGUCUGCUUUUUUUUUUUUCUUCUUCUUUGUAACGUGGCUGUCAGAUUGAACAAUUUUAUAAUGUGUAUAUAUAUAUAAAUAUAAAUAUAUAUACAUGUGUAUAGAACAUAUUCUUCCCAUCUGGUUUGUAAAUUAACUUGAAUUGUGCAACAGCUAAUGUUGAUGGAAUAUAUAUCAUGUCAUUCUGUUGUUUUCUCACAGCUCUGUCAUGCCUUCCCUGAAACAGGUGGGAUGUCUCAAUGACUGCUCCGAAGUAUCUUGUUUUUUUUUUGUUGUUGUUGUUUGUUUGUUUUUGGUUGCCUCUCUGCAAAUGACGGCUUUGUAAAUUGAAAAGUGUCCAUAUUUGACAAAAGGUAACAUUUUGUAACCAUUCAUUGUAGGUAAAGUUGUGAAGUAUUUAAUAAAGGCAAUACCAGAUUGAAAACGAGCAGGACCUCAAACAGUGAGUGAA
Messenger RNA from Carassius gibelio (silver crucian carp), 5390 nucleotides. RefSeq names its product zinc finger CCCH-type containing 4 (gene zc3h4). The transcript is spliced from 14 exons. The record is from RefSeq and is a predicted model, not a curated record. Gene Ontology annotation, cellular component: nucleus. Gene Ontology annotation, biological process: negative regulation of DNA-templated transcription. Gene Ontology annotation, molecular function: RNA binding; metal ion binding. The coding region runs from base 222 to 4241 and encodes 1339 amino acids. Lineage: Eukaryota; Metazoa; Chordata; Actinopteri; Cypriniformes; Cyprinidae.